AUGGAAAAUCCUGGUUUAUUUAGUUUAGAUGAUGAUAAACUUGGAAAAUUAUCUUUACAAAUUGAUCCCACUUUUAAUAAAACAAAUUGGUGGAUUGAUAUGAUUAAAUGUAAAUAUACAUCAAAUGAACAAUUAAAAGUUAAAUUAGAUGUUAGAAUGGAAAAACCACAAAAUCUUAAAAUGUGUGGAUGGUGCUAUGCUAGAGGAAAAAAUGUAUGGAAAACAUGGAAACGACGAUAUUAUGCACUUGUUCAGAAAUUAAUAUAUGUAUCUCAAUAUUGUUUUGCAACAUGUAGUUAUCGUGAAAGAAAAUUCGAACCAACUGAAAUGAUGCCACUUGAAGGUUAUACUAUUGAUUAUGCUGAACCUGAUAAUGGUUUAAUAAUGCAUGAUGGAAAAUAUUUUUUUAAAGCUGUACGUGAAGGUGAUGUUGUUACAUUUGCAACAAAUGAAGAAAAUGAACGACAUAGUUGGGUACAAGCAUUAUAUCGUGCUACUGGUCAAUCACAUAAACCAACACCACCAAUAACACAAAUUAAUAAAUCAAAUUCAACAUCAGGACAAAAAGAUCUUUCAGAUUCUGAUCGUUCAAAAAAUCUUGGUUUUGAUGAAUAUAUACAAAGUGAUCCAUGUAAAUUUGAUCAUCAUGAUUUAUUUAAAACAUUACAAACGGCAACAUUAGAUUUUCGACUUAAUGAUCCAUACUGUUCUUUGGGUUGGUUAAGUCCAGUACAAAGUUAUGUACUUGAAGAAUAUUGUUCUCGAUAUGGUGUUCGUGGUUGUUUAAGACAUCUUUAUUAUUUAAAUGAUUUACUUGAUAGAGCUGAACAAGGAUUUAUGAUUGAUCCUCAAUUACUUCAUUAUAGUUAUGUUUUUUGUACAUCUCAUGUUUCCGGAAAUCGACCUGAUAAUAAUGUUUCAACAAUAACUAUGGAAGAAAGAGAUGGAUUUAGUGAAAUAAAAGAACGAUUAAAACAAUUUCUUGAAAAUCAAGUUACUAAUUUUAGAUUUUCAUUUCCAUUUGGUCGACCCGAAGGUGCAUUAAAAGCAACAUUAAGUUUACUUGAACGUGUUCUUUCAAAAGAUAUCUCAACACUAAUAUCUCGUGAUGAUAUACGAAAUUUUAUUCGAAAAUGUCUUGAAAAUGCUGCAUAUACAAAUUAUACACGGGUUUCAGAUCAAGCCAAAAUUGAAGCUGAAUUAUGUAUUGAAUUAUUACAACAAGAUAGUGAACAUUAUCAAGAAGCAUUUAAACAAUAUAAUGAUUUAUUAAUUGAACAUGAAGAAAUUUUUUGGUCUUUAUUUGCUGUUGAUAUGGAACAUGUUAUUGAUCAACAACCUAUUGAAAGUUGGGAUUCAUUUCCAUUAUUUCAAUUAUUAAAUGAUUAUCUUCGUCAACAUGAUACAUUAUCAAAUGGUCGAUUUCAUCAACAAUUACGUGAUACAUUUGCUCCAUUAGUUAUUCGAUAUGUUGAUCUUAUGGAAUCAUGUAUUGCACAAUCAAUUCAUAAAGGUUUUGAAAAAGAAAAUCGGAAAUCAAAAACCAAGGACCUGUUUCGGGAAGUACUUAAAAAAUAA
Molecule: messenger RNA, 1578 nt
Organism: Rotaria sordida
Lineage: Eukaryota; Metazoa; Rotifera; Eurotatoria; Philodinida; Philodinidae
Source: the annotation of a GenBank genome assembly